AUGAUGGGGAAGUUCUUCAGUGGUCUGGCCCAAUCAGGGGCCUGGUGUUGUUUUGAUGAGUUUAACCGCAUCGACAUUGAGGUGCUGUCUGUCAUCGCCCAGCAACUCAUUACUAUCCGCAAUGCCAAGAUGGCCAAGCUGUCCAGGUUCAUGUUUGAGGGCAGAGAGAUCAAGCUGGUGAUGACAUGUGCUGCCUUCAUCACUAUGAACCCAGGCUACGCUGGACGCACUGAGCUCCCUGACAACCUCAAAGCCCUGUUCAGACCCAUAGCCAUGAUGGUGCCCAACUAUGCUCUCCUCCUCCAGGUGAUCCUCUACUCUGAGGUUUUGAGUCCAGUAAGACUCUGGCCCGAAAGAUGACCCCAGAUGUACAAGCUGUGUUCUGAGCAGCUCUCCCAACAGGACCACUAUGACUUCGGCAUGAGGGCCGUCAAGUCUGUCCUCGUCAUGGCAGGCUCUCUGAAGAGAGAGAACCACCUGAGUGAAGACGUGGUUCUGAUCAGGGCUCUGAGAGACUCCAAUCUGCCCAAGUUCCUCACAGACGAUGCUGCGCUCUUUGGUGGCAUCAUGUCUGACCUGUUCCCUGGCGUGUCCAUCCCUGAACAUGACUACGGUGUUCUCCAAACCACCAUCCUGGAGUCUCUAGUGAAACGCAACCUGCAGCCCCUACCCAGCAUGACGCACAAGGUGAUCCAGCUGUAUGAGACCAUGAUAGUACGUCAUGGUGUGAUGUUGGUGGGGCCUACAGGUGGAGGGAAGACCACGGUCUACUCCAUCCUGUCUGAUACCUUAGAUACCCUGUGGCAGGCUGGCCACGGGAAACACAACCCCUUUUACCUCCCGGUCAAGACAUACGUCCUCAACCCCAAGUCUGUCACCAUGGGAGAGCUCUACGGAGAGGUGAACAUAUUGACCCUGGAGUGGCGUGACGGCCUGAUGGCGCUCAGCGUGCGAGCGGCCUGCAAUGACACCAGCGAUGACCACAAGUGGAUCGUGUCGGACGGUCCGGUGGACGCGCUGUGGAUUGAGAAUAUGAACACGGUCCUGGACGACAACAAGAUGCUGUGUCUGGCCAACAGCGAACGCAUCAAACUGACCCCGUCUAUACACAUGGUGUUUGAGGUCCAGGACUUAUCGGUGGCGUCCCCAGCCACAGUGAGUCGCUGUGGGAUGGUCUACAUCGACUCUAACGAACUCAAAUGGAUGCCCUAUGUCCAGACCUGGAUCACUGGCCUGGCUAAAAAGCUCCCUGAAGCGGUGUGUGUGUACCUGUUGGCGUUGUUUGAGCAGUACGUGGAGAAGGGUCUUCAGUUUGUGUGGAAGCGUUGUGUCCAGGCCAUGGGCCAGGUGGACAUCAGUAAGGUCACUACCCUCUGCUGCCUGUUGGAGGCGCUGCUGCUGGGAGACGGAAGACCAGACCUCAAGAUGGAAGCUAAGCACCUGAACAGUGUGUUGUGUCAGACGUUUGUGUUCUGCUACCUGUGGUCUGUGGGGGGUAACCUGACUGACAGCCACUGGGAUGCCUUCGACAGCUUCGUCAGACAACAGUUUGAAGACAAUAAUGAUGCCAAGCUGCCCAGCUCGGGGGACCUGUGGAGUGUGUUCAUGGACUUCAACCACAAGCGUCUGGAGCCGUGGGAGAGGAUCAUCCCCUCCUUUAGGUACAACAAGGAACUGCCCUUCUUUGAGAUGCUGGUUCCCACCACCGACACGGUGCGUUAUGGCUACCUGAUGGAGAAGCUGCUGUCUGUAGGACACUCUGUUCUCUUCACCGGCAUCACCGGAGUAGGAAAGUCUGUGGUGGCCCGUGGUCUUCUGAACAGUGUCCUCAGUGUGUUCUCUUGUCUCCCCAGGUCUUCUGAGGCUAUGUUCCCGUGGUCUAUCAACUUCUCAGCCCAGACCACCUCGGCCAGAACACAGGAGAUGAUCGUGUGUCAGUCCAAACUGGAGAAGAAGAGGAAGAACAUUCUGGGUGCUCCUGGUAACAGAAAGAUAGUGAUCUUUGUGGAUGAUCUGAACAUGCCUAAAUUGGACACCUACGGCUCCCAGCCUCCAAUAGAACUGCUCAGACAGUUCCAGGACUUCCACGGCUUCUACGACCGUGAGAAGUUCUUCUGGAAGGAGAUCCAGGACAUGACGAUCGCGGCGGCCUGCGCUCCGCCUGGAGGGGGCCGUAACCCGGUGACCCCUCGUUUCAUCCGCCACUUCAGCAUGCUGUGUCUGCCCACUCCCUCCGAACACAGCCUCAAACAGAUCUUCAAUGCCAUCCUCAGUGGUUUCCUCAGUGAGUUCCCCCAGGCGGUGAGGUCUUCAGCAGGCAGCAUCGUAGACGCAGCAGUAGAGAUCUACCACCGCAUGUCUGUGGACCUCCUGCCUACACCAGCCAAGUCCCACUACGUCUUCAACCUCAGGGACCUCUCCAAGUGUGUCCAGGGUAUGUUGCAGUGUGAGCCAGGCACGGUGAGGGAUCAGACUGGGAUAUUCCGUCUGUUCUGUCACGAGUGUCAGAGAGUGUUCCACGACCGACUCAUCAACAACGAAGACAAAACCUACUUCAACACCAUCGUCUCUGAGAUGGCCAGCAAAUAUUUUGGCUUCAAUUUAGAACCCAAUUACUUUGUGACCAAACCCAUCAUAUUUGGAGAUUUCAUCAAGGUGGGUGCAGAGAAGGCAGAUCGUCUGUAUGAGGACCUAACAGAGCCAGAUAAGAUCAGGGCUGUGCUCCAGGACUACCUGGAUGACUACAACAUGACCUUCUCCAAGGAGACCAAGCUGGUGUUCUUCCAGGACGCUGUAGAACACGUCUCCAGGAUAGCGCGUAUGAUCCGCCAGGAGCGGGUAACGCCCUAUUGGUGGGCGUGGGGGCACGGGAAACAGUCACUGACGCGGCUGGCGGCCCACAUGUGCGGCAUGCGCUGCUUCCAGAUAGAACUGAGCCGAGGAUACAACUACGACAGCUUCCAUGAAGACCUGAGACGACUGUUCAAGAUGGCUGGGGUGGAGGGCAAGGACAUGGUGUUCCUCUUCACUGACACACAGAUCGUGGUGGAGGAGUUCCUAGAGGACAUUAACAACAUGUUGAACAGUGGAGAGGUGCCCAACCUGUUUGAGAAGGAUGAUCUGGAGCAGGUCCUGGCUGCCACACGGCCCAGAGCCAAGGAGGCCGGCAUUAACGAGGGAAACCGAGACGAGGUGUUCCAGUUCUUCAUCUCUCGGGUCAGAGAGAAGCUGCACAUUGUGUUGUGUAUGAGUCCUGUAGGAGAUGCCUUCAGGUCCCGCUGUCGUAUGUUCCCCUCUCUGGUCAACUGCUGCACCAUCGACUGGUUUGUACAGUGGCCCCGUGAGGCCCUCCUCUCCGUGUCCCAGACCUUCUUCCAGAACGUGGAGUUUGGCAGUGAGGAGAUGAAGGAUCGUUUCAGUGAGAUGUGUGUGGAGAUCCACGUCAGUGUGACAGACAUGGCCGAGAGGUUCUACUCUGAGCUGAGACGACGCUACUACACUACUCCCACCUCUUACCUGGAACUGAUUAACCUCUACCUGGCCAUGUUGGGAGAGAAGAGACAGCAACUAGUGGCUGCUCGUGACAGGGUAAAGAAUGGUCUGACUAAGCUGUUGGAGACCAACGUGUUGGUGGAUAAGAUGAAGGUAGACCUGUCAGCUCUGGAGCCUGUCCUCAAACAAAAGUCUAUAGAUGUCAACGCCCUCAUGGGGAAACUAGCCGUGGACCAGGAGAGUGCAGACAAGGUGCGUAAAGUGGUGAAGGAGGAUGAGGCCCUGGCCAAGGUGAAGGCUGAGGACACCCAGGCCAUAGCAGCAGACGCUCAGAGGGAUCUAGACGAGGCUCUGCCUGCUCUGGAAGGUGCCAACAAGGCCCUAGACUCACUGGACAAGGCAGACAUCUCAGAGAUCAGGGUCUUCACCAAACCACCUGACAUGGUCAUGACUGUCAUGGAGGCCGUCUGCAUCCUGCUGGGCAGCAAACCAGACUGGUCCAGUGCCAAGCAGGUGCUGGGUGACUCCUACUUCCUCAGGAAGCUGAUGGAAUAUGACAAGGAAAACAUUAAGCCCCAGAUUCUCCAGAAGCUUCAGAAGUAUGUGAACAACCCAGACUUUGUCCCUGAGAAGGUGGAAAAGGUGUCCAAGGCCUGCAAGUCCAUGUGUAUGUGGGUCCGGGCCAUGGACCUCUACUCCAGAGUCCUCAAGGAGGUCGGACCCAAGAAAGAAAGACUGGCCGCCGCACAGACAGAGCUGAACGCUACCAUGGCAACCCUGAAGGAGAAGCAGGCCCAGCUACAGGAAGUACAGAACAAGAUUAAGAUCCUCCAGGACCAGUUUGACCAGAGCAUCGCAGAGAAGGAGGGUCUGGCUAAGACCAUGGCUCUGACCGAGGCGAGGCUGGGCCGUGCAGGGAAACUGACAGCAGCUCUGGGGGAUGAGCAGGUUCGCUGGCAGGAGAGCAUCGAACUGUUUGAACAGGAGAUCCAUAACGUGGUGGGAAACGUCUUCAUCGCUGCAGCCUGCGUGGCGUACUACGGAGCCUUCACAAUGCACUAUAGACAACUGCUGAUAGACCAGUGGAUUGUGCGAUGCCAGGAGUUGGGCAUCCCCAUCAGUGCCAGCUUCAGCCUCAUCAACAUCCUGGGUGACCCCUAUGAGAUCCGCCUGUGGAACGCCGAGGGGUUGCCCCGGGACACCGUUUCCACUGAGAAUGGAAUCCUGGUUACCCGUGGACGCCGCUGGCCACUCAUGAUCGACCCUCAGGAUCAGGCCAACCGUUGGAUCCGUUCCAAGGAGACCAAGAACGGUCUGAAGGUGAUCAAGCUGACCGACUCUGGUUUCCUGCGAACCCUGGAGAACGCCAUCCGCAUGGGCAUGCCCGUACUGCUGGAGGAGCUGAAGGAGACUGUGGACCCGGCUCUGGAGCCCAUCCUGCUGAAGCAGACGUUUGUGGCGGGCGGCCGCACCCUCAUCCGCCUUGGAGACUCCGACAUUGACUACAACAAGAAAUUCAGGUUCUACAUGACCACCAAGAUGGCCAACCCACACUACCUGCCUGAGGUGUGUAUCAAAGUGACCAUCAUCAACUUCACCGUUACCAAGUCUGGUCUGGAGGACCAGCUUCUCAGUGACGUGGUUCGUCUGGAGCGUCCUGACCUGGAGGAACAGAGGAACCAGCUGAUUGUGAGGAUCAACGCCGACCGCAACCAGCUGAAGGCCAUCGAGGACCGCAUCCUCAAACUGCUCUUCAACUCCAAGGGAAACAUCCUGGACAAUGAGGAGCUGGUGCAGACACUGCAGGAGUCAAAGGUGACGUCAGAGGCCAUUAAGCAUCGUUUGGAGGAGGCGGAGGCGACAGAGCUGAUGAUCAACGCGGCCAGGGAGCGCUACCGGCCCGUGGCCACACGAGGCUCCGUCAUGUACUUUGUCAUCGCCAGCCUCUCUGAGAUAGACCCCAUGUACCAGUUCUCCCUCAAGUACUUCAAGCAGCUCUUUAACUCCACCAUAGAGAUAUCAGAGAAGAGCAGUGUUCUGGAAGAGCGCCUGCAGAUCCUCCUGGACCAGACCCUGCUCACCAGCUACACCAACAUAUCCCGCGGCCUGUUUGAGCAGCACAAGACCAUCUACAGCUUCAUGCUUUGUGUGGACAUCAUGCGCCAGCAUGGGGAGGUCACUGACGCAGAGUGGCAGCACUUCCUGCGAGGAGCGCCCCCCCUAGACAAGGAUCAUCCAGAGAGGCCUGAGGUGCCAUGGCUGUCAGAGUUUACCUGGCAGACAUGCUGUGAGCUGGAGGACACGCUGCCCUGCUUCAACGGCAUCAAGAGAGAGAUCACCGCCACACCCAUCUCUAUAAAACUAGGUCGUCUGGAAGUGUGUUUCAACCCAGAGAACUGGCAGGGCUACGUGUCUGACUCCCAGCUGCCUCCCUACUCAGAGGAGAUGUCUGAAGAAGAGAAGGAAAAGGCAAACGGGGUCAGGGGUCACUGGGAUCAGAGACUGGGGGCCUUCCAGAAACUGGUGCUCAUCAAGAGCUUCAUGGAGGAGAAGGUGGUGUUUGCGGUGACAGAGUUUGUGAUCGUGAGCCUGGGGAAACAGUUUGUAGAGAACCCUCCUGUUGACCUGGCCACUCUCUACAGUGACAUGUCUCCCUCCACCCCCCUGGUCUUCAUCCUCAGUACUGGAUCAGACCCCAUGGGAGCCUUCCAACGCUUCGCCAAGGAGAGGGGAUACCUGGACAGGGUGAGGUCUAUCUCUCUAGGUCAGGGUCAGGGUCCUAUAGCUGAGAAGAUGAUUCUGGAAGCUCUGAAGAGUGGUAACUGGAUCUUCCUCCAGAACUGUCACCUGGCUGUGUCCUGGAUGUUAGCCAUGGAGGAACUUAUCAAGACCUUCACUGAGCCGGACACGGUGAUCCAUGAGAACUUCAGGUUGUUCCUGAGCUCCAUGCCCACCAAGGUGUUCCCUGUCACCGUCCUCCAGAACUCUGUCAAGGUGACCAACGAGCCUCCUAAGGGUCUACGUGCCAACGUGCGCCGGGCGUUCACUGAGAUCACCAACAACUUCUUUGAGGAGCACAUCCUGGGACGCCAGUGGAGGAAGAUCAUCUUUGGAGUCUGCUUCUUCCACGCCAUCAUACAGGAGAGGAAGAAGUUUGGUCCUCUGGGCUGGAACAUCCGUUAUGAGUUCAACGACAGCGACAGAGAGUGUGCCCUGCUCAACCAGAACCUCUACUGUCAGACUGGUCACAUACCCUGGGAUGCUCUCAUCUACAUCACUGGGGAGAUAACCUACGGAGGCAGGGUGACUGAUGCCUGGGACCAGCGCUGUCUCCGCACCAUCCUCAAACGGUUCUUCUCUCCUGUCACCCUGGACCCAGGGUACACCUUCUCCACCUCAGGUAUCUACUUUGCCCCCGAGGCAGACAGACUGAGUGACUAUAACAGGUACAUAGAGAACCUUCCUCUCAUAGACGACCCUGAGAUCUUUGGUAUGCACGAGAACGCCAACCUCGCCUUCCAGCGUCUGGAGACUAUGACCCUGAUCAACACCAUCCUGGAGGUACAGCCUCGCUCCUCAGCCCGCAGCGGGGGCAAGAGCAACGACGAGAUCGUCCAUGAGCUGGCCGACUCCAUCCUCGCCAAGAUCCCAGAGUGUCUGGAUAUGGAUGAGGCAGCAGAGGCUCUGUUUAUUCGUGAUGCCAACGGACGCCUCAACUCCCUCACCACCGUCCUCGGACAGGAAGUAGACCGCUUUAACAACCUGCUGCGGGUCCUCAGGGUGUCUCUGUGUACCCUCCAGAAGGCUAUAGCAGGGCUGGUAGUGAUGUCAGAGGAGAUGGAGAGGAUCUACACCAGUUUCCUCAACAACCAGGUUCCAAACCACUGGAGCACCUCAGCCUACCCCUCCCUCAAACCCCUGGCCAGCUGGGUUAAGGACCUGGCCCUCAGGACCUGCUUCAUCGAGAACUGGAUCACGCGGGGUCAGCCCAAAUCCUUCUGGAUCUCUGGACUAUUCUUCCCUCAGGGCUUCCUCACUGGGGCGCUACAGAACCACGCCAGGACCUAUAACCUCCCCAUCGACGAGCUCAACUUCCGUUUCAACGUGUUGCCAGUCUACCUAGACCAGGGGGCCGUGAGCGAGGCGCUGAAGACCCUACCGGCCGGGGGCGAGUUGGACAUGGACUCUGAGCUACCCACCAUCAACGACGGCGUGCUGGUGCACGGGAUGUUCAUGGACGCCAGUCGCUGGGACGACGUCGACAUGGUGAUCGAGGAUGCGUUGCCACGGGUGAUGAACGCCAUGCUUCCCGUGGUGCACUUCGAACCCCAGCAGAACUAUGACCCUGAUCCGUCUCUCUACCAGGCUCCGCUGUACAAGACCUCAGCUCGGGCUGGGACUUUGUCUACUACAGGCCACUCUACUAACUUUGUGGUGACGGUGAUGCUGCCGUCCAGCCUGCCUAGUGACUACUGGAUCACCAAGGCCUCAGCCCUGCUCUGUCAGCUCAACGAGUAGUACCCCACACACAGCUGUACUUCUGCACCUUCAUUACCAGCAGCAGUGAUGAAGCCCAUUCUCUAUGGACUCUUGUUUUCUGGAAACCAGUGACUGUUUCUCACGUCUGUAUUGAGAAGUAUUCUCCUGUGUACUCUCUCUCCCUGCUAAUCAGUUGAAGGGAUUAUUUGCACGGGGCCCAAAAUGGCAUUUUUCUUUUCUUUUCCGAGUUGCUUUGAUGAAAUACCAUGUAGCAGUGCUGUUGUCGUUUGUGCAUUUUGCUGUGUGCCUGGGAGAAGAGCAUGUCGCUACACCCGCAAUAACAGCUGCUAAAUAAUGUGGAUGUCACCAAUCAGA
Messenger RNA from Oncorhynchus tshawytscha (Chinook salmon), 8346 nucleotides. RefSeq names its product dynein axonemal heavy chain 6-like. The record is from RefSeq and is a predicted model, not a curated record. NCBI's taxonomy places the organism in Eukaryota, Metazoa, Chordata, Actinopteri, Salmoniformes, Salmonidae. Gene Ontology annotation, biological process: microtubule-based movement. Gene Ontology annotation, cellular component: dynein complex. Gene Ontology annotation, molecular function: dynein intermediate chain binding; dynein light intermediate chain binding; ATP binding.